GUCCAAGAUGACACCCUCUCGUUGGAGGAUCUGUGGAUCAGUAUUUUUUGUCAUCUGGCUGAUCUCUGUUUGGAUCGACGACCGGCCAUCAGAAAAUCCGCGUGUCAAACUCUGUUCAACACGGUUGAAUGUCAUGGGUCACGAUUCGAUUCGACCACUUGGUCUGCCAUGUUUUGGAAGGUUCUGUUUCCUCUAUUGCGAAAUGUGCACGAAAUGUUUGCCAAUGCCCCGGUGGAACGUGAAGGUCGAUCGAAUAGCUUACUGGUUCAUCACAGUCGAGACACAGCUGCAAAACAGUGGGCUGAAACAGUGGUUCUCACCUUGUCCGGAGUGUCUCAUUUGGUCAUAUCCAAACAGGAUCAGUUACUUGCACUGGCCGAAUUCUCUAAGGUUUGGAAUACUCUACUAGAACAAGUCCAACAGCAUGCACUCACACCUAGCGCGGAAAUUUCCACGACAGCCCUUACCUCGUUGCAGACGCUGUUGGAACUCAAACCCACCGAUCUCCAGAUGAACCGAAUGCUCUGGUCUGCCGCAUGGAACACCUGGUUGCAAAUUGGGACCGGUGCAGUCCACUUCCAAUCUUUUUCUCAAUUAGAGUCAACUCCUGUCAAAUCGAAACUGUCUGCGUCUGAGACUGAGUCGAAAGCCCAAUCGAUGGAGCAAAAUGUCACGCAGACUUCAGAAUCAUCUCACCCCGCUGCACCAUUCCUACCCACCGCCCCAUUCAUGACCCUGAUGUUUGAUCUGUUCAUCCCGCUGUUCUCACGCUGUACUGAGGCUUCGACGACGACAACAACAACAACUCCGACCACGCCUACAAUUUCCAGUGUGGAGUGGACUCGUCUGACGGAGAUAUUCCGUCUGGGUUUGCUCGCGCCGAUCUAUGUGGCUUAUUUGUUUCCCCAAUCCAGUGUCACAUUACUCCCCGUGGUUGAUGACGGCACUUUGUCACCGCUGCAGGAGUCCGUGCUACGGGAUUUGAAUUUUCUCCUACAAGUAAGAAUAGCCACGGGACUGGAUGCCACCUAA
Messenger RNA from Echinostoma caproni, 1032 nucleotides. Lineage: Eukaryota; Metazoa; Platyhelminthes; Trematoda; Plagiorchiida; Echinostomatidae. The record is from the annotation of a GenBank genome assembly.